CAGAUUGAUUCGUCUGAUGUUGUGCAAUAUUAUAUAAAAUGUUUAUAAAAUACUUCUCUUAUCAGAGAGACUCUUGAUGAUGGAAACUCAAUUAAAAUGACCAAAAUGAAGUGCCACAAGUGAUUCAUUUGUUGCUGAAGAUGAAUUAGCCAAGUCAGAGUGGUAGAUUGAGAGAGAGAGACAGAAAAAAAGAGAAAGAGGGAGGAGAGAGAAAGAAUUCUUUUCCAGAAAGUCUUUAAGAACCUGGCAAAACCCCGAGCGAAAUCUCACAAAGAUCUUGCUCUCCGCCAAGUAAUAAAAAUAAUAAUAAAAUUAAGUGGGUCAAUGGCUUACUGUAAUCAGCAAAUGAAAAUAAACACCAACAGAUUCUGGUUUUAAAAAAGAUCGCUAACCAUUUGAAUAAUUCCUUAAAAUUCCAGAUAAUCAAAAGAUGCCCUCGGCGAGGAGGUGGUGGCUCCUCCUUGGUCUCCUGCUGCUCGCCGGCUCCUACAAGCCAGUGGAUGCGGAAGAGGGCGACGACUGUAAGCUGCCUAUGAAUCUGCCUGGCAUUUGCCGCGGUUCCUCCGCCUGUGACACCAUCGAAGGAUACCUCAGAUCGGGCAAAUUGUCUGCCAGCCAGGUGCCCAGCUGUGGCCUGGGGCUGAUCGAGGAGAACAUUUGCUGUCCCAUAGCGCCCUGUUGUUCCACUGAUCAAGGUCAAUUGCCAGCACCACUGCCAUCGCCAUCGCCAUCUCCAUCUAAGGCACCAGUGUCUACCACCUCUGAGCGCAGCAGGGAUAGGGAUCGGGAGCCGGCUUCCCAGCCGUCUAGGGAGAGAGAACCUCGUUUGGAUGAGAACCUGGACUUCUUUGACUUUAACAAGCUGCUCAGCACCACCACUUUGAAGCCUCAAAAGACCCAUGAUUCUAUGAAAAUGCCCACCCAGAACGUUGGUCCCUGGGGCAUAGCUCCACCACGUCCUACCACGACCACGGUCAGAUCCUGGAUUGUGGCCUGGGGUCGGGACAAUUCCCAAAACGAACCUCGUGUUGUAGUCAAUCGACCGAUGACCACACCUCGCUCCAAUAGGCAACAACAGAAUCCCAGGGAUCGUGGUGAUCCGAAUCUUAUCCAUCUGGUCAACGACCGACUGCGCCAGCAGGGAAUGCAGAUAGAGCCUGCCCGGGAGGUACAGAUGCCCACGAGACAGACCACAACAACAGCAUCUCCACCCGUGCCAGCGACAAUGAGCAAUCCCUUUGAACCCUUUCGCUUCCGUGGACAGGACAGGCCGCAGGAACCCCAGCCCUGGAGGGAACCCAGCAAUGAUCUGGACGAUGAAGUGGACUUCGCUCCAAAUCCAAGUCCCAGGAACUUUACUCUGCCCGAUUUGCGUCCGGCCACCAUGACGUCGACGACAGUGAGUCCAGUCAACCCGGUCAGCCCCACCUCGCGAGUGAAUGUUCCCGACAACUCCGAGCGUCCGGCAGUGGCAGCCUGCACGAAGCUCAGGUCGAAUGACAGAAUGAAGUCCUUGACGCCUCACAUCUUGGGCGGUGUGCCCGUCGAGCUUGGCGUUUAUCCACACAUGGCGGCCAUUGCCUACACAACCUUCGGAACGGUGGACUUCCGCUGUGGCGGAUCACUCAUUGCCAGUCGCUAUGUCCUGACCGCCGCCCAUUGUGUCAAUAGUGACAACACCAUACCGUCCUUUGUCCGUUUGGGAACGGUGAACAUCGAGAAUCCUGAGUCGGGCUAUCAGGACAUUAAUGUGGCCAACCUCAACAUACAUCCGGAUUAUGUCAGUAGCAGCAAGUACAACGAUAUCGCCAUCCUGGAACUGGCGGAGGAUGCUCACGAAACGGAGAACAUUCGACCAGCCUGCCUUUACACAGACACCGCCGAUCCGCCGCUGGACUCCAAGAUCUUUGUCGCCGGCUGGGGUGUCAUGAACGUGACCAACCGGGCCAGGUCGAAGAUCCUGCUGCGCGCUGGCCUGGACCUGGUGCCGGUGGACAAGUGCAAUGCCUCCUUUGCGGAGCAACCGAGCACCAUUCGGGCUCUAAAGAGGGGCAUCAUCGAUUCGCUGCUCUGUGCGGCGGACUCGAAGCAGAAGAAGGAUGCCUGCCAGGGCGAUUCCGGUGGCCCCCUCAUCCAGGAGGUGAACAUCGUCGAUGGCAUCUACUCGGUCCUGGGUGUGAUCUCCUCGGGCUUUGGGUGUGCCACGAAAACACCCGGACUCUAUACACGCGUCGCCUCCUUCCUCAGCUACAUCGAGGGCAUCGUGUGGCCGGACAAUCGUGUGUAACUUCCUCUCAGCUGAUCUGCAAUAAAUUUAGUUUCAACGG
Messenger RNA from Drosophila serrata, 2327 nucleotides. RefSeq names its product hayan (gene Hayan). Gene Ontology annotation, biological process: proteolysis. Lineage: Eukaryota; Metazoa; Arthropoda; Insecta; Diptera; Drosophilidae. Gene Ontology annotation, molecular function: serine-type endopeptidase activity. The record is from RefSeq and is a predicted model, not a curated record.